GUCCACAAAUCGUAGUUUCAUGUUAUGUUGAGGGGUAAUUAAGUCGAUGUAAACCGAGCAACUCUACCUCCGCUUUAACUGCAUUUCUUUUCUUUCUCCACAAGCCUAAAAUCCCUCUAAAACCCUCUCGGCCUCCAUCGCUCCACCACCACCAUCACCAUCACAGGCGUUUUCCCCUCCGAUACAAUCACCGCCACAGCCAUGUCCUUCAGCAGAAUAACUACCCGGUUCUCAAGAAUCGUUUUGACUCGGUCCCGCAACUCGGAGCUCCUCUUCGGCCGCCCUGGAAGUAAACAUUCCCAAACUUCGUCCAAUUACUUCAUUUCAUCACGCAGAGUUAAUGAUAUGGUGGUACCUGCUCAGAUUUCUUCACUACAUCAUUCUGCGGUGAGUUCAGCAAACUUUCAAUGGUUUGGAUUCUCAUCAUCUGCAUCCCCAGAGUCCAAUGAGAAGGAGAUGAUGGGGCAGUCUGGAAAUGAAAAGGAAAAUAAGGAGUCUAAUGAAGCUUCUAGUGAAACAGAAGAAUCUAUUUCUGAUGAGAAAAAUGAAUCAGAUUUGGAGAGUGAGCUUUCUAGAGAUGAGCUGGUGAAACUUGUCGUGGAAAAGGAACAACUUCUGGUGAAAAAGCAGGAAGAGUUUGAACAAAUGAAGGAUAAGGUUCUGAGGUCCUUUGCGGAGAUGGAAAACGUGAAAGAGCGUACAAGGCGUGAAUCAGAAAAUGUAAAGAAGUUUGCUAUUCAGAAUUUUGCUAAAAGCCUUUUGGAUGUGGCGGAUAAUUUGGGAAGAGCUUCUUCUGCUGCAAAAGAGAGUUUUUCAAAAAUUGAUUCCUCUGAAGAUGCAGCUGGAGCUGUUAAGCAACUUAAAACACUCCUUGAAGGUGUUGAAAUGACUGAAAAGCAGUUAGCAGAGGUAUUUAAAAAAUUUGGACUUGAGAAAUAUGACCCCAUAGAAGAAGAGUUUGAUCCCAACAGGCAUAAUGCAGUGUUCCAAGUACCAGAUGCUUCAAAACCGGCAGGUCGUGUUGCAGUUGUAUUAAAGGCUGGAUACGAGCUGCAUGACCGAGUUAUAAGGCCUGCCGAAGUUGGUGUCACAGUGGCAGUGGACAAUGAGGAAAGCUGAAAAAGGAUCCGAUGCUUGAGAGAACUCUCCAAAACGUUCAUCCAACUUCUUAUACUCAAAUGCAUUCUUCCAACUUCUUAGAUAAAUAUAUUUGCUAAUUCCCCUUAAUCUUUAUACUGUGUUCUUUUCAGUGGUACUGGAAUUUUGGUUGUUAAGAGAGGCGUAGAAGGAUCUGAUUUUAGUUUGUUUCUAGUGCCUGUAUAAAUAAACGGCUGCAUAACCCUAAUUUGAUUUGAUGUUUCGGUGUUGAUUUUGCAA
Molecule: messenger RNA, 1377 nt
Organism: Salvia miltiorrhiza (redroot sage)
Lineage: Eukaryota; Viridiplantae; Streptophyta; Magnoliopsida; Lamiales; Lamiaceae
Product: grpE protein homolog 2, mitochondrial-like
Exons: 6
Coding region: 202-1119 (305 amino acids)
Biological process (GO): protein import into mitochondrial matrix; protein folding
Cellular component (GO): PAM complex, Tim23 associated import motor
Molecular function (GO): protein homodimerization activity; adenyl-nucleotide exchange factor activity; protein-folding chaperone binding
Source: RefSeq, a predicted model, not a curated record